Messenger RNA from Gongylonema pulchrum, 545 nucleotides. The record is from the annotation of a GenBank genome assembly. NCBI's taxonomy places the organism in Eukaryota, Metazoa, Nematoda, Chromadorea, Rhabditida, Gongylonematidae.
AUGAGUGUCGCGAAUCCAGUGGAUCUGUGGAAGCGUUCUUCAACGGAUGUUAAGGCAACUUUCACCGGCCCUAACGUGAGCGCGACACCUCUGUUUUUGAGUUCGCCAGUGAUCACAUCUUUUUCGGGCGAUAAGCUCUACUUACAGAAAAUUUUCGAACAAUGGCCCAUCAAAUUGGAACGAAGAGCUGUGUUCUGGCCUCCACACGCUACAUUUAUUGCAUGUGGCACUGCUGGCAUAAUUAUUGGUAUACGGGUGAAUUCUCAUACGUUCCUCGGUGAUGCAAAUUUCUCCCAUGGGGAUCUGUGCAAUACGUGUUUGCUUCUUGGUAGCAUUGCAACUGCUCUGGCUGGCGGGGUUUGUCUCCCGAUGUUCUCAUCGCCAUAUUUGACAGCUGCUUCUGUAAGUUUUUUGAUAAAUAGCACUUUUAUCAAAAUCGCUUGCUUUGCAACUUUGGAAAAAUGGAGUUAUGGUACAACGAUGUUUUUCUGGUGCGGAAGAUCGAGAGUUCGACCCCGCCAGGGUGUUAGUGAGCUUUUUUAGGU